Molecule: messenger RNA, 1992 nt
Organism: Dunckerocampus dactyliophorus (ringed pipefish)
Lineage: Eukaryota; Metazoa; Chordata; Actinopteri; Syngnathiformes; Syngnathidae
Gene: hspa13
Product: heat shock protein 70 family, member 13
Exons: 5
Coding region: 134-1456 (440 amino acids)
Biological process (GO): protein refolding; vesicle-mediated transport; cellular response to unfolded protein
Cellular component (GO): cytosol; nucleus; cytoplasm
Molecular function (GO): misfolded protein binding; ATP binding; heat shock protein binding
Source: RefSeq, a predicted model, not a curated record
GACGUGUCCCUACCAGGAAGCGUGAAUGUCGCAUCAUCGGCUGUCAAAGCUGAAAGUAACCGGCAUUUUGUGUUUUUAGCAACAUCCAGUGGAUGUUUUGGCGGUGGGGCGCCCUUCCUGAAAGUACAUAACGAUGUCGGGGGAGAUAUCAGCAAUAGGUGCUGUGAUCCUGGCGCUGUUGUUGGCUGGCUAUUUGGGCCAGCAGUACUUGCCUCCACCUAAGCCCAGAGUGAUCGGCCUGGAUCUGGGCACCACUUUUUGCUCCGUGGGGGUGUUUCACCCAGGCAGCGGAGAGGUGGAAGUGAUAGCCGAUAAGGAGGGCAGGAAGAGCAUCCCCAGCGCCGUCACCUUCACCAACACGACGGUGCUCGUCGGAUAUGAAGCAGUGGAUGUGGCAGACAAGAACCCCCAGAACACCAUCUAUGAUGCUAAGAGGUUCAUUGGGAAGAUCUUUUCUCCAGAUUUGCUGGUGCAGGAGAGCAGCCGCUACCCCUUCAAGGUGAUUAACAACAACGGGAGAGCAGAGUUUGUCAUUACCACCAACGGCACUUUCACAGUGACUCCGGAGUUCAUCGGCUCCAGGCUUUUGCUGAAGAUGAGGAAGAUGGCCGAGCGACAGCUGGAUGCGCCCGUCCACAAAGCCGUCAUCUCCGUGCCUGCUGAAUUUGACGAGAAGCAAAGGAACGACACCGUCCGAGCCGCUGAGCUCGCUGGGUUGGAGAUCUUACGUGUGAUCAACGAGCCCACAGCGGCGGCCAUGGCGUACGGCCUUCACAAGGUGGACGUCUUCAACGUGCUGGUGGUGGACCUUGGCGGAGGAACCCUGGAUGUGUCCCUGCUCAACAAACAGGGUGGCAUGUUCUUGACUAGAGCCAUGGCAGGAAACAGCAAGCUAGGAGGUCAAGACUUCAGCCAGAGGUUGCUCCAGUACACCACAGAUCGAGUCCGACAGGAGUACGGGGUCCCGCCCACUCUCAAAGUGGACAUCCAUCGCCUCCGCCAAGCCGUGGAGGCCGCCAAGCUCAACCUCACCCUCCACCCUAGCGCCACCAUCAGUGUCCCGCUGCAUCUUCACGCCCACGACGACUCUGCGGAAAGCUCUGCCCCGGCGAAGGUGCUCUUCCAGGUGGUGGUCACCCGCCAACUUUUCGAGGAGCUCAACGAGGACCUGUUUCAGAAGAUCCUGGACCCCGUAGAGACGGUGCUCGCUGAAGGCCACCUGGAGAAAGACGAGGUGGACGAGAUAGUCCUGGUGGGCGGAUCCACCAGGAUACCACGCAUCAGGAGGCUCAUCAGCGAGUAUUUUGGGAAGGAGCCCAACACAUCUGUGGACCCCGACCUGGCUGUGGUGACGGGCGUGGCCAUCCAGGCCGGCAUCAUGGGUGGAUCGUGGCCGCUGCAAGUCAGUGCCAUCGAGAUCCCCAACAGACAUCUUCAAAAGACAGACUUGAGCUAGUGCGUGUUUAUUUGGGACUGUGUAGACAUCCUGAAUGUACGCAUGCUUGCAUGGACUCACCAACAUUCCUUGAAGGAAAAAAGGGCCAAAAAGCACUUUAGUCGUGCACAACUUGUGUGAAUAAGCUUUUGAGUUGACCUUUUACUUGUUUUAGCGUUUUUCUCAGGUUACGGUUACGUUUCAACUUGGCUUGGGGGCCACAGGUUGAAGACCCCAUGAAGACAGAAAAAGAAGGAAUGGAUGCUCAGUUUCCGAGCCGUUUUGAGGUGCCUUUGAGCAAGACACCGGACUACCUACCGUAUUUGGGUGUGACAGAGUUGCACAUCUCCCCCUCACUCUGAUUUCUCAAACAAAUCAAGUGUGCCUACAGUCAACAAGACCACAACUCAACGUACUACUGCUCACGAGCAACAACAGCUGAAACAUGUUUGUGUAUUUAAAUAUGGACAUUCACUGAUAUAUUUAAGCAGAUACUUAUACUGUAUGGUUUGUUUUUUUAAUAUGACAGUUUGAUGGGAAAGUCGCUUUGUAUUAAA